Messenger RNA from Saitoella complicata NRRL Y-17804, 1185 nucleotides. Its product is annotated as L-lactate dehydrogenase. The transcript is spliced from 3 exons. The record is from RefSeq and is a predicted model, not a curated record. Bases 1 to 1185 code for a protein of 394 amino acids. NCBI's taxonomy places the organism in Eukaryota, Fungi, Ascomycota, Saitoellomycetes, Saitoellales, Saitoellaceae. Gene Ontology annotation, molecular function: oxidoreductase activity; FMN binding.
AUGGUAGCUGCAAAGUUGAAGACAGAGAAGAGUCCCGUCAAGAGGAGGGAUCCUCUGCCGCACGACACAAAGUGCUUGACUAUCGAUGAGCUUCAGAAGCUCGCUGCGGAGAAUAUGGACAAGCAAACCCGCGAUUAUUACAACGAAGGCGCGGACAAGGGCACCACCCUCCGCGAAAACCUCGACGCUUUCCAGAAGUACCGUAUCCGCCCGCGCGUCCUCCGCGACGUCUCCCAAUGCGAUCCUUCGAUCGAACUCUUCGGGAAGUCCAUUCCCUUCCCGUGCGCGAUAGCCCCGACAGCUAUGCAGAAGCUUGCGCACCCCGAAGGUGAGGUCGCCACCUCGAAGGCGGCGGCAAAGUUUGGGACUGUGAUGGGGUUGAGUAGUUUUUCGACUACGACAUUGGAGGAGGUUGCUGAGCAUCGUGGAGAGAACGACAAUGUGCUUCAGUUGUACGUAUUCGAGGAGAGGCACCACACGGAGAAGUUGUUGAAGAGAGCCAAGAAGGCGGGAUACAAGGCCGUCUUCCUCACCGUCGACACCCCCGUCCUCGGCCGCAGAAAUUGCGAUAUCCGGAACCAAUUCACGCUCCCCCCACACCUCCAAAUCGCCAACUUCCCCGACGAGAACGGGAACUCCUCCUCCGCCGACCCCCCAACCUCCAAGAAAGCCUCCGUCCGAUUCCACACCCACGCCGCAAACCCAACCCUAAGCUGGGAAAAGGAUAUCGAGUGGCUAAAGGAACAAUGUCAUCCGGAGAUGGAGGUAUGGAUCAAGGGUGUCGCGACAGCCGAAGACACCGAGCUCGCGAUCAAACACGGCGUUGAUGGCGUCGUAGUCUCCAACCACGGCGGCCGCCAACUCGACGGCGCAAUGGCAACCCUCGACGCCCUCCCCGACGUAGCCCGCGCCGCCCGCGGCAGAAUCCCCGUCCACGUCGACGGCGGUAUCCGUCACGGCACCGAUAUCUUCAAAGCCAUCGCACUCGGUGCAGACUGUGUCUGGAUUGGACGACCAGUGUUGUGGGGCCUGAGCUAUAAGGGACAAGAAGGCGUGGAGCGGUGUUUGAGUUUGUUGUAUGAUGAGUUUUUGUUGUGUAUGGGGUUGGCGGGGGUUAAGAGCGUGAAGGAGAUUACGAAGGAGUAUUUGGUGAGGAUUGAUGGGUUGAAUUUGUCGAGAUUGUAG